Molecule: messenger RNA, 2082 nt
Organism: Penaeus monodon (black tiger shrimp)
Lineage: Eukaryota; Metazoa; Arthropoda; Malacostraca; Decapoda; Penaeidae
Product: collagen alpha-1(I) chain-like
Exons: 9
Coding region: 1-2082 (693 amino acids)
Source: RefSeq, a predicted model, not a curated record
AUGGAGGGUUUUGGGAAGGCUCGGGGGAAUUUCCGAAACAGAUUUUGGGCCCCUAUAGAAGCCUCUAUACGGGUUGAAAGGUUAUUUUUGCCAUCCAAAUCGAUCCUUGGAGUCAUUGUGGCGGCUCUUGAGCAUUUAGCAAGACCCGAAGCCCCAGGCCUAGAGGUCUCCUGGACCAAGACAAGAUUCGGAUUUUUGGGGGCCUCCCAGGAGUCAGUAAAGGGUUGGUCUGGCACAGGAGCCGACUCGAUCACAAAGCUUUUUGGAGUGUCGGGCCUUUCCCCUUCCGUCCCCGCACUCUCCCGGCGAUCACGGUCCUCCCUUCUGCGGGUUUGGUGCCCGCCCGCUCCUCCCUUCCCUCUACUCCGGUACUUCUCCGGGGGUGCCUCGGCAGCAGCUCCCCCGGGGUGUCCCGGCGGCAGCUCCCCCGGGGGUGUCCUGGGCGGCACUCCUCCGGAGUCCUCGGCGGGCAGCUCCCCCGGGGCCCCCCCCCCCAAGGGCCGUUCCUCCGCAGGUCCUCGGCAGGCAGCCUCCGGAUAUCCUGGGCGCAGCUCCUCCGGCAUAUCCUCGCAGGCAGCUCCCCCGGGAUAUCCUCGGCAGGCGCUCCUCCGAAAGUCCUCGGCAGGCACUCCCCCGGAAAGUCUUCGGCAGGCGCCCCCCGGGAAAGUCCCGCAGCCGCUCCUCCGAAAGUCCUCGCGGGCAGCUCCUCCGGCAUAUCCCGGCGGCAGCCCCCGGGCAGCCCCUCCGGCAUAUCCCCGGCGCCCCCCCGGAAAAUUCCUGGGCAGGCGCUCCCCCGGGAAGUCUUCGGCGGCAGCUCCCGGCAGUCCUCGGGCCAGCUCCUCCGGAAAGCCCCGGCAGGCAGCCCCUCCGGAAAUUCCUGGGCAGCAUCCUCGGAUAUCUGGGCGGGCGCUCCUCCCAUAUCCUCGGGGCGCUCCCCCGGGUUGUCCUCGGCAGGCACCCCUCCGGCAAGUCCCGGCAGGCAGCUCCCCCGGCAAGUCCUCCAGGCAGCUCCUCCGGCAGUCCUCGGCAGGCACUCCCCCGGCAAGUCCUGGAGGCGCUCCUCCGGAAAAGUCCCCGGGCACACUCCCCGGCAUACCUCGGCGGGCAGCUCCCCCGGGAAAUUCCUGGGCGGGCAGCUCCUCCGGCAUUCCUGGGCAGGCAGCUCCCCCGGGCAACCCUCGGCAGGCACUCCCCCGGGCAUGCCCUCGGCAGGCAGCUCCCCCCAGCCCCCCGGCAGGAGCUCCUCCGGCUAUCCUCGGCGGCGCUCCUCCGGCGUCCGUUGCCCCCAACCCCUUGGCGGGCACCCCCACGCAAACCCGGUCGUUGGGUGCAGUCUAUCACCACCAUUUGCUUCUCCUGGCUCCUCGGCGGGCAUUUUCUCCUGUGCGCCCCGGGGGGGCAGUUUCUCCUGCGCGUCCGGGGCAGGCAUUCCCCCGGGGCGGCGACACUCCCGUGCGCCCUGGGAGGCGACGACCUCCGGUGCCCCUGGGCGGGCCCCCUCUCCGGCGACGAUCCCCGGGUGGCGUUCCCUGGGCAGGUAUUCCCUCCUGGAAGGCGACGACUCACCGGUGGUCCUGGGCGGCAGACUCUCCGGUGCCCCUGGCGGGCGACGCCAACCCGUGCGCCCUGGGAGGCACGUCCCCGGGUGCGUCCUGGCAGGAGGGAUCAUCCGGUCGCCCGGGCGGCGACGACUCAUGGGGUGGUCCUGGGCAGGCGACGACUCUGGGCGCGUCCGGGGCGGCGCGACCCCCGGCGCCGUCCGGGGGCAGGCGACGACUCCCCGGCGCGCCCGGGGGCAGCCCAAAUGCCACAACCAAAUCCAAGAUGGAAAACAGACAAGACAGUUGUCUGAGUUGCAAUGAACCUCCACAGAGUGAAAAUGUGAAAAUGCUUAAAGCCUGUCUUAUCAAUGCCAUAAAUCAAGCAGCCUCACAGACCAUACCUAAAAUAUGGCCUUGGUCCGGGAGUUACAAAGACGCCUGGUACUUUAUGACGAGAUUAAGGAGGUCACCAGAAAGUGACCAUGACUGGAAGGGGCAUGAGCACAGCACACAGCUUAGCAAGGCUCUUAAGCACAAUUAG